CUUAGUUUAUGAGUAAUAUAUAUGAGAGAGGCAUAAUGGAACAGCAUAUCAACAUACAUAUACACAGAGCAGAAAGAGAGAAGGAAAUGAAUUCAAAGAGAGCAGAAGCUGAAAAGGCUCAUGCAGUUUGUAUUCCAUGCCCAGUUCAAAGCCACAUAAAGGCCAUGCUCAAAUUUGCAAAGCUUCUCUACAGCAAAGAUUUUCACAUAACCUUUGUGAACACAGAGUUCAACCAUCAACGUUUUCUGAAAUCCGGAGGUCCCAACGCCUUAGAUGGGUUGCCUGACUUCCAAUUCAAAACCAUUCCAGACAGCAUUCCUCCAUCGGAUUCCAACGCUACCCAAGACGCUGAUGCUAUUAGCAAAUCCAUUUCCGAAAGCUUCUCGGCUCCAUUUUCAGACAUCCUCCUCAAACUCAAUAGUACUGCAACUUCUUCAAACAAUCCUCCAGUCACUUGCAUCAUCUCAGAUGGUUUCAUGCCAUUCACUCAAACUGUUGCUCAAAAGCUUGGAAUCCCUAUUGUAAUGCUCUUCACGAUCGCUGCUUGCAGUUUAAUGGGUGCCAUGCAGCUUCCUCGUCUUAGGGAAAAAGGCUUCACACCCCUUAAAGAUGAGAGUUACUUAACAAAUGGGUUUUUAGACACAGUUAUAGACUGGAUUCCAGGUAUGAGAGGUAUCCGAUUGAGGGAUCUCCCAAAUUUUUUUAUUACUACAGAUCCAAAUGACCCUGUUUGCAAAGUGACCUGUGAAGUAGUAGAGAAAGCUCCUAAAGCUUCAGGAAUCGUUGUUCACACAUUUGACACAUUAGAGCAGGAAGUUUUGGAUGCUCUCUCCCCCAUGUUUCCUUGUGUAUAUGCCAUUGGCCCUCAACAACUAUUACUUAAUCACUCACCCAAUGACCCUCUCAAAUCAACUGGGUAUAGUUUGUGGAAAGAAGAAACUGAGUGCCUUAAUUGGCUUAACUCUAAGGCACCCAACUCAGUGAUUUAUGUAAACUUUGGUAGCAUUGCUGUCAUGACACCACAGCAGCUGAUUGAGUUUGGCUGGGGACUUGCAAAUAGCAAGUUCUUGUUUAUGUGGAUAAUUAGGCCUGAUUUAGUUGUUGGUGAUUCAGCGAUCUUGCCACCUGAGUUCAUGGAAGAAACUAAAGGAAGAGGACUAAUUGCUAGUUGGUGCCCACAAGAAGAAGUGCUUAACCACUCAUCCAUUGGAGGGUUCUUAACUCACUGCGGGUGGAAUUCGAUUAUUGAAAGUGUUAGUGCAGGAGUGCCCAUGAUUUGUUGUCCAUUUUUUGGGGAUCAGCAAACAAACUGUAAGUAUGCUUGUAAUGAAUGGGGCAUUGGCAUUCAGAUUGGUAGUGGUGCCAAGAGAGGGGAUGUGGAGAAGAAUGUAAGAGAGUUGAUGGAGGGAAACAAGGGUAAGAGAAUGAAGAAAAAGGCCAUGGAGUGGAAAAAAUUGGCCGAAGAGGCCACUAGUCCACAUGGGUCUUCGUCCAUCAACUUAGACAAGUUGGUGAAUGAUGUUCUUUUAUCAAAAGGAUAGAUGUUUUAGAAGAAAGUGAUAAAAAUGAAAAAAGUAUAGUCAUUUAAAAAUUUGAGUACACUCUGCAUCCGUUUGAUUGCUACCCAAGGGUUUGACUUGCUAUAGUGUUCAUGGGAGAAAAUCCGACUAAAUUUAAUAUGAAAAUAAAUGACAUCACUUAUCAAAUCUAAUAAUUCCAUUUAAAAAACUCUGGAAAGGGCUUCUUGUUAUGAAUGCAUUCAUGCAUUUAGUGGAUGACCAUUUAGUUCCAUCUCUUGGAAUUCUACACAUUCAUGUCAUCUUUUAGAAUUCCUAUAACAUUCAUGUAAUAAAUUGAUUAAUAUAUCCUUUUGUUUCA
This is a messenger RNA of Corylus avellana, 1878 nucleotides long. Its product is annotated as 7-deoxyloganetin glucosyltransferase-like. Gene Ontology annotation, molecular function: quercetin 7-O-glucosyltransferase activity; quercetin 3-O-glucosyltransferase activity. Lineage: Eukaryota; Viridiplantae; Streptophyta; Magnoliopsida; Fagales; Betulaceae. The record is from RefSeq and is a predicted model, not a curated record.